Emericellopsis cladophorae is the source of this 4209-nucleotide messenger RNA. RefSeq lists its product as uncharacterized. The transcript has 11 exons. The coding region runs from base 1 to 4209 and encodes 1402 amino acids. Gene Ontology annotation, cellular component: membrane. The record is from RefSeq and is a predicted model, not a curated record. Gene Ontology annotation, biological process: transmembrane transport. Gene Ontology annotation, molecular function: ABC-type transporter activity; ATP binding; ATP hydrolysis activity. NCBI's taxonomy places the organism in Eukaryota, Fungi, Ascomycota, Sordariomycetes, Hypocreales, Bionectriaceae.
AUGCCACCCUCUCUUCUACCACGAGAGCCUACCUGGGGCCACAGCAACGGCGGUGCAGAAGACCAGGACACAAUCACCCACGUCAUUGUCGAUGCCGAGACGGAGGAGGCAGUUUCUGGGCUUCACAAAGCCGUCACAGAGCCCCACGACAACAGCGCCAUUCAGAGCCUGGAAAAAUACCUACAGAAUGGCGAUACAAGCCUACGACCCCCUCCACUGAGCGUCUGCUUCAAAUCAGUUACAACCUACGGUCGAGCAGGAGGCGCUGCGCCUGUCAAGACGUUGAGAGAAGCGAUCUGGAGAACCUUGACACUUCAAGAUAUUUACGAGCUUACUCUGAAGCGAUUUAUGUCACCUGUCAGGCCUGAAGAUGGCCAGGCUCUAAUCAGAGACUUUUCCGGUGUAGUGCGCAAUGGAGAAAUGAUGCUCGUUCUAGGGAACCCUGGAUCAGGAUGCAGCACAUUCUUGCGCACAGUCGGCAAUGAUCACAAGUCUUUCCUCAACGUUAGCGGUUCCAUUGACUACUCUGGCCUCUCACCGCAAGAAGUUUCCCAGAACUACCGCGGUCUUGUCACCUACAUCCCCGAAGACGACUUGCAUCUCCCAACCCUCACCGUCCGCCAGACCCUGGACUUUGCGCUCAAUAACAAGACACCGAAGAGAUGGCUACAUCACGCGCCGCGCUUCGUCGAGGAAUUUGGCAGCGCAUUCGGCAUGACGCACGUCAUGGACACACUUGUCGGCAACGAAUUCAUCAGAGGCGUCUCGGGCGGUGAGCGCAAGCGCGUCUCCAUUCUGGAGUCGCUGGCGUCAGAUGCAUCUGUCAAUGCAUGGGACGGCUCGACAAGGGGUCUUGACGCCUCUUCUGCCGUGGACUUUGUUAGGUCUCUUCGUAUCAUGACGGACGCUUGCCAGCGAGCCACAAUCGUGUCGCUCUACCAGGCAUCUGAUAGCAUCUACAACCUCAUGGACAAGGUUCUCCUUAUCGAUGAGGGACGCAUGCUCUACCAAGGCCCAAGCAAGGACGCUGAGGCUUAUUUCAACGACCUUGGAUAUGAGCGUUUGUCUCGACAAACAAUGAGCGACUUUCUCACCAGUGUCGCUUCGGGAGACGCUGCCAAUAUCUCUCAACGGUCUGGCAAGGAUGUCCCUCGCGGUGCCGAGAACCUCGAGGCAGUCUUCCGGGCCAGCCGGGCCUUUGAGAAGGUGCACGAGGAGAUUAAUGCGUAUGAGUUGGAGCAGAGCCAAAGCCGUACCGACACCUCCGCGCACAGCAUGUCGUCAUCCCCGGAUGCACUCCAACAGCACGUCAAGGAGACCAAAUCGCGAUUUGUGAGACCAAAGUCCUCCUACAACAUCUCGUUCUUUCGUCAAGUUCUGCUGUGCGCCAAGCGCGAUGUUUGGCAGCUCAGGGGCCAUAAGGCUCCGUUCGUCUCCAAGUUCAUUUGCAUAUUUGUCUGUGCGUUCCUGCUGGCGUCCAUGUUCUACAACAUGCCGGAUGACUCUGGAGGUGUCUACUCAAGGGGAGGCUUUUGCUUCUACUCAUCCGCGUUGGUGGCAUGGUUUCAGCUCGCUGAGCUUGAUGCGGCAUUCCACGACAGGACGGUAGUCAGUCGACAGAAAAGAUAUGCAAUGGUGCGCCCUAGCGCCGUCGUUAUUGGAAAGGCACUCCUCGAUGUGCCGUUGGUGUUACUCCAAUCCGCGACCUACAGCGUGAUUGCAUACUUCCUCAGUGGAAUGAGGAUGGACGCUGGAGCAUUCUUCAUAUUCCUAUCGUCGACCUUUCUAUGCGCCAUGGGCUUCACUGCUUCGUAUCGCGUCUUUGGCGCUCUGUCACCGCAACUCGAGGUCGCACUACGAUACUGCGGAGUAUACCUCAUCAUUGCGAUUGCUUGUGGUGGCUAUGUCCGAUCUGUCGAACGCAUGAUUGCAGAUGUGCCUUGGGUCGGCUGGCUCGCAUAUACCACACCUGUUCCAUUCGCUUACGAGAACAUCAUGGCCGCCGAGUUUCACGGACGCGAGUUCCCAUGCCAAUCGGAUUCCAUCAUCCCCGCUGGUGCAUCUUACAACGAGCCCGAUUUCCAGGCAUGUGCCUCGCCGGGGUCAACCCCUGGACAGCUCGACAUCCACGGCAAUGAAUACCUUCGGAGUGAGUUUGGAUUCAGAUACGGCAACAUUGGCCGCAACUAUGGUAUCUUGCUUGCCUUCAUCUUUGGUUUCUUAUUGAUCAACAUGUGGGUCGUGGAGCACGUGGACUGGGUGCGUAGUGGCGGCGCCCUUCUCGAAUUUGCACACGGCCGCAAGGGGAAGCGCAAGGCACACGGUUGUGAUGAGGAAAGUGUCGAGCUUCCGCAGGUUUUUGCAGAUGUAUCUGAACAGACUUCUGGGGCUUCAAGGAGUGAAGAACUCGCUCAGUCUGGCUCGACCUUUACUUGGAGGAACCUUGAUUACAGUGUCCCGCACCAGAACGGGGAAAAACAACUUCUUCGGGAUGUUUCAGGAUAUUGCGCGCCUGGAAUGCUCACAGCUUUGGUCGGAGCGUCAGGCGCAGGAAAGAGUACACUCCUCACAGUUCUCACCCAGCAAGCCACUGGCACGGUCACGGGUAACAUGCGAGUUGACGACCAGCCUGUCGGUCCUUCGUUCGGGCGAAGCGUCGGCUACUGUCAGCAAAUGGACAUUCACGUCGAAACAAGCACUGUCCGGGAAGCGUUCGAGUUUUCGGCGCUAUUGCGGCAGAGCAAUGAGACAAGUGACGAAGAUAAGUUGUCCUACGUGGACCGGAUACUUGAUGUGCUUGGCAUGGUGGAGUUGCAGGACAUGACCAUCGGGUCUCUGUCCCUGGAACAAAAGAAGCGCACCACAAUCGGCGUGGAGCUCUGUGCGAAGCCGCGCUUGCUCCUAUUCUUGGAUGAGCCCACGAGUGGCUUGGACAGUCAAGGUUCGAUGAGCAUCCUGAGGCUGUUGCGCCGCCUUGCGGAUGGAGGGCAAGCGAUUGUCUGCACCAUCCACCAAGCGAGUCAAGAACACUUUGAUCUGUUUGACAAGGUUCUCGCACUCAACCGAGGCGGAGAAGUAUACUACUUUGGUGCCGUUGACAAGGUGCUGAACUACUUUACGAAUCAUGGUGUCAAGGCUUCCUCUGGCAAGAACGUCGCCGAUCUUCUUAUCGAGAUACCCGCACGCGAAGCACCUACGACAGGGGAAGAGUCAUGGCCGCAGGUGUGGGCAAAGUCUCCCGAAGCUGCCGAGGUGCUGGCCGACAUUGACAGCUUCACCGAGUCAAAAGAGCCAGCCAGGCGAUUAAACGAUCUGGAAGCAUCAGAUGCCGGCUUUACGUCUUCUACGUGGAGACAAGCACGGCUUCUCACCAAGAGAACACUCGCUCAAUACUGGCGUUCGCCCAACUACACUUACUCACGUCUUUACGCCACAUUUGUCCAUUCCCUUUUGAACGGCCUCAUAUUCCUGCAGCUAAACGACACCGUCGCAGCCAUGCAAUACCGCAUCUUCUCGGCGUUUCUUGUCCUUAUGAUUGUGCCGGAAAUCAUCAACGCUACAGCCAUGAUGUUUGACGAGAACCGCAAUAUCUGGCUGGGGCGCGAGUAUCCGAGUCGUAUCUACGGUUGGACCGCAUUCACGACGGCUCAGAUCCUUGCCGAGAUACCAUUCGCACUGGCUGGCGGCUUAGUGAUCUAUGUGCUGCUCUACUUUAUGGUUGGCUUCCCCCUCGGGGUCGCGGCUGGCUAUACCUUCCUCAUGAUGAUCCUCUUCCAACUGUUCAUCACGUCCUGGGGACAAUGGAUUGCUGCACUGAGUUCGGACGCCUCCAUGGCCGCCAAUAUCAUGCCUUUCUUCGUCAUUGCUGCUGAGCUCUUCAACGGCGUCCUGCAGCCCGCAUACCUCAUGCCCGCAGUUUGGCGCUACACGCUGUACUACAUGGGCCCCUUCACUUAUUGGAUCUCCGGCGUCAUGGCAAUCAUACUUCCACGGAUCACUGUGGAGUGCGCCAAUUCCGAACUCACCCGCUUCGAUAUUCCUGCAGGCACCACGUGCGGCGACUAUGUCCGGGACUGGCUCGACGACACCAUUGGGUACUUGUCGAAUCCAGAUGCCCCGGCUGACUGCGGCUACUGCCAGUACGGCUCGGGCGAAGAUUAUCUGUCCACGUUGCAGGUCAAAGGUUCACACGAGCGCUUCUGGUUCUGA